This is a messenger RNA of Delphinapterus leucas (beluga whale), 4936 nucleotides long. RefSeq names its product STARD3 N-terminal like (gene STARD3NL). Gene Ontology annotation, cellular component: endoplasmic reticulum-endosome membrane contact site; late endosome membrane; endoplasmic reticulum membrane. Lineage: Eukaryota; Metazoa; Chordata; Mammalia; Artiodactyla; Monodontidae. Gene Ontology annotation, molecular function: cholesterol binding. Gene Ontology annotation, biological process: cholesterol transport. The record is from RefSeq and is a predicted model, not a curated record.
GCCGAGCUCCGCCCCUCCGCCCGCGAAGAGUGCAGCGGGCGCAGCCACAGAGCCGCUGUCGCCGGGCCAGCCUAGGGCGGCCGGCCCGGAACCACCCGAUGAGAUUUCUUCUCUCUAGGGAUGGUGAAGUUGGAGAGGGGCUCCUUUAACCCUUCUGCAGGAUGAACCCUGUGCCAGAAGACAUGGAGAAUGCUCUCAUGGGGAGUCAGAGCUCGCACGCUUCCCUGCGCGACGUCCAUUCCAUCAACCCCACGCAACUCAUGGCCAGGAUUGAGUCCUAUGAAGGAAGGGAAAAGAAAGGCAUAUCUGAUGUCAGGAGGACUUUCUGUUUGUUUGUCACCUUUGACCUCUUAUUUGUAACGUUACUGUGGAUAAUAGAGUUAAAUGUGAAUGGAGGUAUUGAGAACACGUUAGAAAAAGAGGUGGUGCAGUAUGACUACUACUCUUCUUAUUUUGAUAUAUUUCUUUUGGCAGUUUUUCGAUUUAAAGUGUUAAUACUUGCAUAUGCCGUGUGCAGACUGCGCCAUUGGUGGGCCAUAGCGUUGACGACAGCAGUGACCAGUGCCUUUUUACUAGCAAAAGUGAUCCUCUCAAAGCUUUUCUCUCAAGGGGCUUUCGGCUACGUGCUGCCCAUCAUUUCCUUCAUCCUUGCCUGGAUCGAGACGUGGUUCCUGGAUUUCAAGGUGUUACCUCAAGAGGCAGAAGAAGAAAACCGACUCCUGAUAGUUCAGGAUGCCUCGGAGAGGGCAGCACUGAUACCUGGUGGUCUUUCUGAUGGUCAGUUUUAUUCUCCUCCUGAAUCCGAAGCAGGAUCUGAAAAUGAAGCUGAAGAAAAGCAGGACAGUGAAAAACCACUUUUAGAACUAUGAGUAAGACUUUUAACAAAUGUGAAAAACCUUCACUGAACGUCACCAGAGGGAAAAAAGCACUGAAACUGGGGGUCUCCCUUUUGAAGGUUGAAAUGGUGACAUCCACUGCUGACGUUACUGAAUGGCUAAUAAAGAAUUUAUUGAUUGUAAUACCUCACAGACAUGGUACCAUCUCCACAUAUAUUUAAUCACCUGCCCGUGGCUGGUAAGAUAAUGUCAUGAUCCAUCCUGUAUUCAGUGAGACUUGAGUCUGAUCUGUCAAAGAAUAGUUGCAGAAAGUCUUGUGCUGUGUUCCUGAUCAAAAGACUUCUUAAUAUAUUGGAAUAACACUUUUUUAGUAUGCAAAAUAUCUUUUUAUUUUGACUUGCAGAAUGGAGUUUUUUUGUUUCAUGUCUUGGAUUUCUUUUGUCUUUCUUUUUUAACUCCCUACAUUUCCCUUGUGUUUUUUUAACUCAUGCACAUGCACUAUUUGUACAAUUUUAAAAGGUAAUAAAAUCCAACAUAUCAAAAUGAUCGGUUUUAUUUUUCCUGUUUUGCAUUAUGUAUUUGGCCUAAAGUGUUGGAAUUACGAAAGGGGAACAUGAGGGAUUGCGAAUACAUGUAAAAAGUCACCAGAAAUUGAAUCGUUCUCUCAGAAGUAUGAUUUAAAAUAGUCUGAUUACUCUUCUUUGAACCCACUGUAUGAAAUCAUUUUCCCUUGUGUUUAGCUAGUUUGAAUUAAAAUGAGCUCAAUUAUAUUGUGAGCUAUUUUUGUUAAACAGGAAUAUUCAACGCAAUGCUUCAUGGGAAGGCAGCAUGUCUAUCAGUUUUCUUUCAUUAUUCAUUGUGUCAUUCAAGAAAUACUGAACUGUGUAUGAUGGAAAUGGUGUUGGUUUGGAUGGAAACUGACCAUUUAUGCAGAUCCGAUCAACUCCAUCCAUGCUUGGUCUAAGAAUGGGCCACAGGACCGAAGUGCAGCUGGAGGCUCCCUGGGAGGCCGGGGCCUAACCAGGGGGAGCUUCAUCCAUGGAGAAAGGGGGAGGGAGAGCUCCAGGGUCUGGCUUUGGACUAAAGCCUCAAGAAUUCAGUGGUGUCAUCACAACGAGAACAUCCUGUCUCGGGAGUGGACCCCCAUCUACACCAUGACCACUAAUGUGACCUGCGUGCCUUUAAGCUGAGAAGGAGCUCUCCCCAACACACUGGGUUGGACCAGUAGGAUGUGGCCAGUCCUCCUAGAUGAGCAAGGUCCCCCCAGAUGUUGGCUCUCAGAGCAGAGACCAGGAAGAAUGAAGGAUGUGACUUGAAUGUGCUGUAAGGUCAGACUGUGAGAGCUAAAGCAUUGAGCUUAGCCAUAGAGCCAUGCUUCCUUCUGGGACUGGACGGAUGGAGUCCAGGGCUUGGACCCCUGCUGGGUGGGGUGGAGAUGGGACACCUGCUGUCCAUGCUCACGUUGCUGAGCAGCCCUUGGCUCAUUCACCCAUCACACUCUUAUCUGAUGUUAGUGCUUCUAUUAAGCCUUGCUCAGGAUGACUCUGAAGUCAUUUUGUCCCAUUCGGGGGACUUAUGUGACUCAGUAUAUGACACUCAAUUGCAUGGGUGAGAUCAGGGCCUCCAUAUCUCUGUUCUUGUGAGGGAAAAAGCACAUCACAUCUGUUCAUGCGACUGGGUUUAGGGGAUCGAGUCUUAUGUCACCCUGUCUACACAGAAAAUGAAACCAAGAAGUACCAGCCUCGGUAAAUCACAGAUCAUGGAAGAGCAUGGGUGGUUGGUGGAAUGUCAGGGAUUAUCUUAGUGCUGCAAGGAGUCCUGUCUGCUCUUUCCUCCAGAACAGAGUCCUGAGCGUGGACAGAGAAGCAGCAUCUGAAUAUUCUGGGCAUAAGUUUCCCAACUCACAUAGGAGCUAAUUGGAGGAACUGCAUACAGAAAUAAUGGGGAACCCUAAGCCACAGCCUAGAGUAUGUUUGAUAGCAAUUACGUGCCUGUGUAAAACGAUGUUUUCUUUCCAUUAGCUGUGACUCUUUGAAAGUGAGCAAAGUUGGUUGUGGUUUAACUGUUCUUAUUUCCUUGUGACACCCCAUCUACCCCUUGCACAGUCCCAACCAGCAGGGGCCGGUUUGACUUUGAGCAUUUUCCACGAAUCAACCACAUUCGACAGAGCACACGAACAAAAGAAGCCUGAGAACCAGCCACACCAGCGCCCUCCUGCCACUCACGCUGUCACCCUCACCACCACCGCCCUCCCGUCUCUGCAUCUCCCAGGCCAGGGCAGCCCAGGGCGAGUUGGGAAAGGAAGUUGCUGAGAAGCUGGAAACCGCAGGAGGCCCUGCGGUGAAAUCAGCCACACAGAACUUUCAGAGAUUUGCAGUUUUUCCAUCUUGCCUUUCUAUGCUUUCCCGACGCAGAAAUAGCUCCCAAACUCCAAGAGGAGGGCCAGGUACUUGGGCUAAAGAGAUCUGCUCUAAUAUCUAAUUUAGAUAGUCUCAACCAAGGAGACUAUCUAAAUUAGAUUUCAUCUUUCUUGUAUCUGGUUGCUCUUGUUUUGUUUCCAAAUGGGAGCCUCUAUUUGGUUUUCAAAAGAACUAGUUUCACGGAAGCUGAAGUGAAUUGUAAGCACAGAAACAAACAAAAAAACAGCUUCCCAAUUUUAAAGGAGACAAGGUUUUAAUUCUAAUGCAUAAAAAGGAUUUUUACUUUAAAAGGAUCAGAGAAAAUAGAAAAAUAUACAAUCACUUAUUUUUUCACCCACCUACCAUGCAGUGAACAUUUUGUUUUGUGUGUGCCUGUAGAAAUACACAGACACACAUAUAAGUGAGCAUCAUACUUGUUACUAUUACCACCCAAUAGAAAAAAGUGAUCAAAGGACUGAACAAAUAUUGCACAGGAAAGGAAAUACGAAUAGACUUUAUAUAAAGAGAUGCUUAUCCUCACUCACAGAAAGAGAAAAACAAAAGCACAAUGAGAUACAUGAGAUACUGUUUUUCACCUGUCAGAUCAGCAGAAUCCUGACCUUUGACUGCACUCUGUAGGUGAAUGACUGUAGCAUUCACCUACAUUGUGGUACAGAUGCAGGAUGGUGCUGUGUCCAUAAUAGGCAAGUUGGCCAUAGCUGUCAAAAUGACCAAUAUGCACGGUCAAAAUGACAUAAAACACUAUUAUAAUUUCAGCAUCUUUUGUAAUAGCAAAAGAGUGGAAAUAAGCCAAUGACAUAUCACGGGGGCACUGAUUUUCGUAAAGUAUUGUAAUUCACUAGUGAAAUAUCACACAGCUGUCCAUGUGUCCCCAGAGACUGACAUGAAAAGAGCUCUAGGUUGUACAAGUGAGAAGAGAGGUGCAGAAGAAUGUAUAUUGUUUACUACCUUUGUGUAUGAAGCAGGAAAUUAGAAUAUGUAUACACGCAUAUACAUAUAUGUUUCAUUUAUUUAUUUAUUUUGUAUGUUCAUUUGCAUUUGCUAAAUAAAAACUGGACGUGUGCAGAGGAAACAGAAGUGUGACCUGUAAGAGGUAGGGACGUAGAUAACAGUGGUUGAAGCAAGGUUUCUUAAUGCAAUUUCUGGAGUGUUUUUUGAUUGAUUUGGAACCAUGUGGUGGUAUAAUCUAACAAUUUUACUGGAGUUUGCUAGGCAUAUUAGUUUUUCAACAACACUUCCUGACUAAUUCUCCAUUUCUUUAAAUAAUGUACAUUGUUUUGGAAGAUGCAUAGUAGUCUGUCAUAUGAUGUCCUUUAGUUUAUUUCCGUAGUUUCGAAUUGGGCAUUUGGGUUACUUUGGGCUGCUGUAAGUGGUGCUACAUUUGAUGGACAUCUGAGCACAUAAAUCUCAGUACAUACAUUUUGUUUCCUUAGGAAAUUGAUGCGUGGACGGUAAGAUCACUUUCCAGGUGAAGCACGUUGUACACUUGUGUAAUGGGCUCUGCGAUGACUCCUUUCUGCCUGAGAUCUGAGCUGGCAGUACUGGGACUGUUUCAGUCACUUGCUGCCUCAACCCGGCUGCACAUCAGAGUUACUGAAGGGGGCUUUUUAAAGUCUGAUGCCUGGGCUGUUAUGAAGUCUGGGCCUUAGUGAUUCUUCUUUCCUCCCUCCCUCCCUCUCU